AUGACGGACAGCUCCGACUUCGCCGAGCUAGGGGAUGAGGGUCCAGGUAAAAAGAGCAGGGUCAUCUGUACCCAGCUGUCGGUCUACGAAGAGGUCCAGGUAAAAAGAGCAGGGUCAUCUGUACCCAGCUGUCGGUCUAUGAAGAGUGAUGAUUCAAUGGAUCGUCCAGUCAACUUCAGAGGAGAAUUCACUGGUGAUCAAAGGGUCCAGGUAAAAAGAGCAGGGUCAUCUGUACCCAGCUGUCGGUCUAUGAAGAGUGAUGAUUCAAUGGAUCGUCCAGUCAACUUCAGAGGAGAGUUCACUGGUGAUCAAAGGGUCCAGGUAAAAAGAGCAGGGUCAUCUGUACCCAGCUGUCGGUCUACGAAGAGUGAUGAUUCAAUGGAUUGUCGACUCAACUUCAGAGGAGAGUUCACUGGUGAUCAAAGGGUCCAGGGUCCAGGUAAAAAGAGCAGGGUCAUCUGUACCCAGCUGUCGGUCUACGAAGAGGUCCAGGUAAAAAGAGCAGGGUCACCUGUACCCAGCUGUCGGUCUAUGAAGAGUGAUGAUUCAAUGGAUCGUCCAGUCAACUUCAGAGGAGAAUUCACUGGUGAUCAAAGGGUCCAGGUAAAAAGAGCAGGGUCAUCUGUACCCAGCUGUCGGUCUAUGAAGAGUGAUGAUUCAAUGGAUUGUCGACUCAACUUCAGAGGAGAAUUCACUGGUGAUCAAAGGGUCCAGGUAAAAAGAGCAGGCUCAUCUGUACCCAGCUGUCGGUCUAUGAAGAGUGAUGAUUCAAUGGAUCGUCGACUCAACUUCAGAGGAGAAUUCACUGGUGAUCAAAGGGUCCAGGUAAAAAGAGCAGGGUCAUCUGUACCCAGCUGUCGGUCUAUGAAGAGUGAUGAUUCAAUGGAUCGUCGACUCAACUUCAGAGGAGAAUUCACUGGUGAUCAAAGGGCCCAGGUAAAAAGAGCAGGGUCACCUGUACCCAGCUGUCUGUCUAUGAAGAGUGAUGAUUCAAUGGAUCGUCGACUCAACUUCAGAGGAGAGUUCACUGGUGAUCAAAGGGUCCAGGUAAAAAGAGCAGGGUCAUCUGUACCCAGCUGUCGGUCUAUGAAGAGUGAUGAUUCAAUGGAUCGUCGACUCAACUUCAGAGGAGAGUUCACUGGUGAUCAAAGGGUGCAGGUAAAAAGAGCAGGGUCAUCUGUACCCAGCUGUCGGUCUAUGAAGAGUGAUGAUUCAAUGGAUCGUCGACUCAACUUCAGAGGAGAGUUCACUGGUGAUCAAAGGGUGCAGGUAAAAAGAGCAGGGUCACCUGUACCCAGCUGUCUGUCUAUGAAGAGUGAUGAUUCAAUGGAUCGUCGAAUAAACUUCAGAGGAGAGUUCACUGGUGAUCAAAGGGUGCAGGUAAAAAGAGCAGGGUCAUCUGUACCCAGCUGUCGGUCUAUGAAGAGUGAUGAUUCAAUGGAUCGUCGACUCAACUUCAGAGGAGAGUUCACUGGUGAUCAAAGGGUCCAGGUAAAAAGAGCAGGGUCAUCUGUACCCAGCUGUCGGUCUAUGAAGAGUGAUGAUUCAAUGGAUCGUCCAGUCAAAUUCAGAGGAGAGUUCACUGGUGAUCAAAGGGUCCAGGUAAAAAGAGCAGGGUCAUCUGUACCCAGCUGUCGGUCUAUGAAGAGUGAUGAUUCAAUGGAUCGUCGACUCAACUUCAGAGGAGAGUUCACUGGUGAUCAAAGGGUCCAGGUAAAAAGAGCAGGGUCAUCUGUACCCAGCUGUCGGUCUAUGAAGAGUGAUGAUUCAAUGGAUCGUCCAGUCAAAUUCAGAGGAGAGUUCACUGGUGAUCAAAGGGUGCAGGUAAAAAGAGCAGGGUCAUCUGUACCCAGCUGUCGGUCUAUGAAGUUUGAUGAUUCAAUGGAUCGUCGACUCAACUUCAGAGGAGAGUUCACUGGUGAUCAAAGGGUCCAGGUAAAAAGAGCAGGGUCAUCUGUACCCAGCUGUCGGUCUAUGAAGAGUGAUGAUUCAAUGGAUCGUCCAGUCAAAUUCAGAGGAGAGUUCACUGGUGAUCAAAGGGUCCAGGUAAAAAGAGCAGGCUCAUCUGUACCCAGCUGUCGGUCUAUGAAGAGUGAUGAUUCAAUGGAUCGUCGACUCAACUUCAGAGGAGAGUUCACUGGUGAUCAAAGGGUCCAGGUAAAAAGAGCAGGGUCAUCUGUACCCAGCUGUCGGUCUAUGAAGUUUGAUGAUUCAAUUGAUCGUCGACUCAACUUCAGAGGAGAGUUCACUGGUGAUCAAAGGGUGCAGGUAAAAAGAGCAGGGUCAUCUGUACCCAGCUGUCGGUCUAUGAAGAGUGAUGAUUCAAUGGAUCGUCGACUCAACUUCAGAGGAGAGUUCACUGGUGAUCAAAGGGUGCAAGUAAAAAGAGCAGGGUCAUCUGUACCCAGCUGUCGGUCUAUGAAGUGUGAUGAUUCAAUGGAUCGUCGACUCAACUUCAGAGGAGAGUUCACUGGUGAUCAAAGGGUCCAGGUAAAAAGAACAGGGUCAUCUGUACCCAGCUGUCGGUCUAUGAAGAGUGAUGAUUCAAUGGAUCGUCGACUCAACUUCAGAGGAGAGUUCACUGGUGAUCAAAGGGUCCAGGUAAAAAGAGCAGGCUCAUCUGUACCCAGCUGUCGGUCUAUGAAGAGUGAUGAUUCAAUGGAUCGUCGACUCAACUUCAGAGGAGAGUUCACUGGUGAUCAAAGGGUCCAGGGUCCAGAUGAAUCCAUUAAAAGAGCCCAGCAGGCACUGAAAACUCAUCUGAAGAAGAACAUAUUUGAAGGUUUAGCAGUGCAGGGCCACACAACUCUCCUCAAUGAGAUCUAUACAGAGCUCUACAUCACAGAGGGGGGAAGUGGGGGGGUCAAUAAUGAGCACGAGGUCAGACAGAUUGAGACAGCAUCCAAGAGACAAACCACCCAGGAGACUCCAAUCCUCUGCAAUGACAUCUUUAAGCCUUUACCUGGACAAAAGAAAUGCAUCAGAACUGUGCUUACAAAGGGCAUCGCUGGCAUUGGGAAAACCGUUUCUGUGCAGAAGUUCAUUCUGGACUGGGCAGAAGGAAAAGCCAAUCAGGAUGUUGAUUUCAUCUUCACUCUUCCUUUCCGAGAUCUGAAUCUGAAGAAAAAAAGAGAAUUCAGUCUGAUGCAACUUCUGCAGCACUACUUUCCACAACUGAAAGAGAUCAAAAGUAUUGAAGGUGAUGAAGUCAAAGUUGUGUUUAUCUUUGAUGGUCUGGAUGAGUGUCGACUUCCUCUACAUUUCCAAAGCAAUGAGAUCUGCUGUGAUAUAAGAGAGUCAUCAUCAGUGGAUGUGCUGCUGACCAACCUCAUUAAGGGGAAUCUGCUUCCCUCUGCUCUCCUCUGGAUCACCUCCCGACCUGCAGCAGCCAAUCAGAUCCCUCCUGAGUGCAUCCACCAGGUGACAGAGGUACGAGGGUUCAGUGACCCACAGAAGGAGGAGUACUUCAGAAAGAGAAUCAGAGAUCAGAACCAGGCCACCAGAAUCAUCUCACACAUCCAGUCAUCCAGGAGUCUCUACAUCAUGUGUCGCAUACCAGUCUUCUGCUGGAUUUCUGCUACUGUUCUGGAGACAAUGUUGUGUAAAGUAAAGAGAAGAGAUUUGCCCAAAACUCUGACUGAAAUGUACACACACUUCCUGCUCAUUCAGACUAAUGUGAAGAAUCUGAAGUAUGGUGAUGAAACAAACCCAAAGAUGUCAGCAACAGAUACAGAAAUCAUCCUGAAACUGGGACAGCUGGCUUUUCUACAGCUGGAAAAGGGCAAUCUGAUAUUCUAUGAAGAGGACCUGAGAGACAGUGGCAUUGAUGUCAGUGAAGCUUCAGUAUACUCUGGGGUGUGCACAGAGAUCUUUAAAGAGGAGCGUGGGUUGGGUCAGGAGAAGGUCUUCUGCUUUGUGCAUCUGAGCAUUCAGGAGUAUCUGGCCGCCUUGUUUGUGUUUCAUUCAUGUGUAAAUGAGAACAGAAAUGUGCUCAGAGCAGAAGAAUCGAAACCUCACAGUGGCACAGUGCAGCUGUCUGAGUUACAUGAGACUGCAGUGGAUCAGGCCUUACAGAGUAAGAAUGGACACCUGGACCUUUUCCUCCGAUUCCUUCUCGGCCUCUCUCUGGAUUCCAUUCAGUCCCUCCUAGGAGGACUACUGACACAGACAGAAAGCAGAUCAGGGAGCAUCAAGAAAACAGUCCAGUACAUUAAAGAGAAGAUCAUAGACGAAUCUUCAGCAGAGAGGACCAUCAAUCUGUUCCACUGUCUGAAUGAACUGAAUGACAACUCUGCAGUGGAGGAAAUCCAGAAUUCCCUGAGAUCAGGAAAACUUUCUGGUAAAAAGCUGCAACCCCACCAAUGUUCAGCUCUGGCCUUUGUGUUACUGAUGUCAGAGGAGAUCCUGGAUGAGUUUGACUUGAAGACCUACAACACAUCAGAAGCAGGUCGUCACAGACUGGUGCCAGCAGUCAGGAACUGCAGGAAGGCCAUACUGAACAGCUGUGGCCUAAGAAAGAAGUCAUGUGAAAUUGUGGCCUCAGUUCUCCAGUCAUCAGACUCACCCCUGAGAGAUCUGGACCUCAGCUACAAUAACCUGAGAUGUUCAGGAGUGAAGCUGCUCUGUGCUGGACUGAUGAGUCCAAACAGUAAAGUACAGAGACUGGGACUGAACAGCUGUGACCUAAGUGAGGAGUCAUGUGAAAUAUUGGCCUCAGCUCUCCAGUCAUCAAACUCACCUCUGAGAGAUCUGGACCUCAGCUGCAAUAACCUGGGAGAUGCAGGAGUGAAGCUGCUCUGUGCUGGACUGAUGAGUCCAAACUGUAAACUACAGGGACUGGGGCUGGGUUGGUGUAAUCUCACAGAGGGCUGCUGUGAUGUUCUGGCCUCAGUCUUGCGUUCUCCUCACUCAGAGCUGAGUGAUCUGGAGCUCAGAGACAAUGAGCUGCAGGAUUCAGGAGUGAGAGGGCUCUCUGCUGGACUGGAGGACCCACACUGUAAACUGCAGAGACUGGGGCUGUCAGGCUGUAGAGUCACACCGAGAGGCUGUGAUUCUAUGGCUUCAGCUCUGUGUUCAAACCCCUCACACCUGAGAGAGCUGGACCUGAGAUACAAUCACCCAAGACGCUCAGGAGUGAGAGCGCUGUCUGCUGCUAAACGGGACGCACUCACACUGCUUGCGGAACAUGGAGGAAAGAACAGGAUCAAACCAGGACCCAGGAAAUACGGCUGUUGGCUCACACUGGAUCCAGACACAGCACACAGAGAGCUGUCUCUGUCUGAGGGGAACAGGAAGGUGAGAGAGACACCGGGGAGAGAGGAGCCAUAUCCUCAUCCAGAGAGAUUUCAAUCUGAGCCCCAGGUUCUGUGCAGAGAGAGUGUGGGUGAGCGCUGUUACUGGGAGGCUGAGUUCAGUGUGUCUGAGGGGGGAGGGGUUCAUAUAGCAGUGACAUAUAAAGGAAUCCGCAGGAAAGGACGGGAUCUUGACUGUGGGUUUGGAUGGAAUAAAAUCUCCUGGAGUCUGGAGUAUGAUAAACACAGUUUCUCUGUCUGGCACAAUAAUAACCGCACAGACCUACCUGCCCGCCCUUCCCCCUACCACAGAGCAGGAGUGUGUGAUGAUGGUGCUGGUGCAGGAGUGUGUGUGUACAGGGUAGGAGUGUAUGUGGACCGUCCGGCUGGCACUCUGUCCUUCUACAGCGUCUCUGACUCUGACACACUGACCCUCCUGCACACAUUCCACACACACUUCACUCAACACACACCCCUCUGUGCUGGGUUUAGAGUGUGGGAGGGCUGCUCAGUGUCCCUCUGCCAACUGGAGUAGACACUCACACACACACACACACACAUACAUACACACAC
Conger conger (European conger) is the source of this 5864-nucleotide messenger RNA. RefSeq lists its product as uncharacterized. NCBI's taxonomy places the organism in Eukaryota, Metazoa, Chordata, Actinopteri, Anguilliformes, Congridae. Gene Ontology annotation, molecular function: protein binding. The record is from RefSeq and is a predicted model, not a curated record.